Cricetulus griseus (Chinese hamster) is the source of this 2020-nucleotide messenger RNA. The record is from RefSeq and is a predicted model, not a curated record. Lineage: Eukaryota; Metazoa; Chordata; Mammalia; Rodentia; Cricetidae.
ACACACACACACACACACACACACACACACACACACACACAGCUGGCCUUCGAAUUCCUCAUUCUUUACUUUCAUCUCCCAAGUUCUUCUAGGAUUACAGGCAUGCUCCACCAUGCUCAGCUUUUACAUUGUAGUUUUCUGACUCUCCAUCAGUGCCAACCUAAUGCAAUAUAAGUAAUCCAGUGGCAUUCUUCAGGAAGCCAUGUAUCAUUUUCUCAUGCAGGAGGGUCUUCCCUUUCCUUUGACGGGAUUCUCCUGCUAGGGCAAGGUAGACUACACCCUGUACCUCUGAGGGACUUCUCUUUGUUAACCCUUUCACACAGAGUUGAAUGUCUUCCAUUUUUAAGCAGUAAGUGGUGACUCUCACACUGGUACGUCUAGUGUUUUAUGUGGAAAUUCACAUGUAUACACAUGUCUGUAAACGCACAGCCUCCAAACUCACAUGGCCCAACUGAGCUGACAACUAACUGUUGGUGUUUACAGAAUACCAGAGAAAUUAUGUGAAACUUUAAAUACUUAACAAAUUCUGAGCUGCCAAUAAACUUGUGUUCAUUGAGUCAACAACUAACCAGCUGACAAGAGACAUGGAUUCAUAGCCUGCCUUUCACUUUGGUGGUUGGUGAAAGUGCUGGCACUGAGUGACUCCCAGCACCUGGUCCCCCUCUCCUCUAGAGACACAGGUUGCAGGUGCCACUGCCAGUGAUGGGGACAGUGUCCUUGUUGGAGUAAGAAUAGACAAAGAGACAUUCAUUUCAUUUUCUUUGUAAUUGAUUUGAGAUGACUGAUGGUAUACAAACUUAGAAGUUAUUGAAUUAGCUACUAAUGUCAAGUUUUUAAAAAGAACAAAAUAUAUGAUUACUAAAUUUAUUAUUUUCUACAUGGCCACUUUUUCUUGUGGUGCUUUUUAUACACAGACUGGAUUUUUUUGUGGAACUAUAAUUUAUAUAUGAUAUUCACCAUUUUAAAGUGUCCAUUUAAUCAUUUUUAGUAUAGUCACAAAGUGAAUUGGAUUUUGAUAUUUCAAAAGUGAGUUAAAAAUUGUCAAAUUUAAUAGCCCUCUUUUCUUAUCUUGCUCCUGCUGUUAACACAUUGGAUUUUCUUCCAGUGUUCUUCAGCCCUCUUCUCUGUCCUUGUAGAUUACGUAACCAUUUGGCAUUGCAGCAGAAUUUAAUUUUACCUGUUGAUGCAACAGUGUAACUAUCCCCAUGUGGAAGACAGUCUGCCUUUCAAAAGGAUGGUUUAGAUAUUCUGAGUCACAUAGGCUCCACUCUGCGGCUCCUCUGUGGCUCUCCAGUGACUACCGAGUUGAUGUUAUGCGGGAUACAGGAGAGCUGUAUGUCUGGGGCCGGAACAAGCAUGGGCAACUGGCUUCCCUGGCUGCGUUCCUCCUUCUGCCCCAGAGAAUAGAUGCCAGUUGCUUUCAGGAUGAAAAGGUCAUUGCUGUGUGGAGUGGCUGGACACAUCUGGUUGCUCAGACAGUGGAUCUUCCGCUAAUUGACAGCCUAAUUCGGGUGUUACAAAAUAUGGAACAUUGUCAGAAAAAACUAGCAAACUCCACAGAAGCGCCUACAAACUGUGUUUCAACUCAAGAUGACUUCCAUAUGAAGAUCCUGAAGGAUAUUUCAUGUGAAUUCCUUUCUAAUAUUUUUCAGGCAUUAACAAAGUUUCAGAGGCUAGUCCAUUAUCAUGAAGGGGACAUGGCAGCAGGCAGACAUGGUGCUGGAGAAAUAGCUGAAAGCUACAUCCUGAGCUGCAGAAAGAGGGAGACACUGGGCCUGGAAACCAUGGCUAAGGGACUGAAGGAGGGCCAGUUAAGUAAAAAGAAAUAUUCCUGUGCAUUUCAGAGCCUCCUGCCUCUCUACAGCCCUGUGGUGGAAGACUUCAUUAAAGUCCUACAUGAGGUUGAUAAGGCUGUGGCUGAGGACCUGGAAGAAAGCUUCCCGAGUGUGAAGGCUCAGCUUAAAACCCAAGUUUGAGUUUCUGCUGUCCAGGGAAUAAACUCUGUUUUCUAUGUUUUGAA